CUCACAUCACUGGCUUCAAUCUCCGGUUAUAUGGCAACAUUUUGUUUUACAGUACAAUAUUUGCCACAAGCCUAUUUAAAUUACAAGAGAAAAUCAGUGAAAGGAUUUAGUACAACAGGAAUUUUGUUAAAACUCAUCGGAUCUGCAUAUUUGGGAGUGAAUUCAUACUUGAUGGGUGAAGCAUUGAGUGUUGUUCUUUAUGGUGCUUUCAAUAUUGCUCAACAUAUUAUCUUUAUGAUCCAGUUUACUGUUUUUACAAAUAGAAGAAUAUUCUUGCUUUGUAUUUUUAUUCCAAUUGUUCCUUUAUUUUGUGGAGUUUCAUAUCCUGAAACAAUUCCAUAUACUAACUUGAUCAAACCAAUUUCUCAAAUUAUCAGUCACAUUCCACAAUUACUUGUAACUUGGGAAGCUAGAAGUACAGAAGGAGUUUCACUUGCCAGUCAACAUUUAAAUUUACUAGGAGGAAUUGCUGGAAUUUUCAUGUAC
Messenger RNA from Naegleria gruberi, 486 nucleotides. RefSeq lists its product as uncharacterized. Gene Ontology annotation, molecular function: L-cystine transmembrane transporter activity. Gene Ontology annotation, biological process: L-cystine transport. Gene Ontology annotation, cellular component: vacuolar membrane. The record is from RefSeq and is a predicted model, not a curated record. The transcript has a single exon. Lineage: Eukaryota; Heterolobosea; Eutetramitea; Acrasida; Naegleriidae. The annotation marks the transcript as partial.